Pocillopora damicornis (cauliflower coral) is the source of this 828-nucleotide messenger RNA. RefSeq lists its product as uncharacterized. Gene Ontology annotation, biological process: signal transduction. Lineage: Eukaryota; Metazoa; Cnidaria; Anthozoa; Scleractinia; Pocilloporidae. The record is from RefSeq and is a predicted model, not a curated record. Gene Ontology annotation, molecular function: protein binding.
UGUUCGCAAUAGGGCAGAAGCAGGCAGAAGGCAGUAACUUUUUCGACAGGUUCUCAACUGAAGAAAAUUGGACAAAUUUUGAAAGCUUCUGACCACGAUGGCCGGUUUUAACCCACGAACAGACAGAAUGGAGGCGUUCAAGACAGGCAAACCAGAGGAUAAAGAACUUCUCAGCUUGGCCCAUGAAAUUGUGUUAAUCUGGAGACCACUUGGUGUGAUUUUAGGCCUAACAAAUGCAACUUUGGAUGUAAUUGACCAAGACAGUCCUAAAGUGCUGAAUAAAUCGUAUGACAUGCUGAUAAAGUGGAGGGAGUCACUUGGAUCUGAGGCGACUUAUAAAAACUUAGCAGUGGGGCUAGAUCACGAAAUUAUUGGAAGGCAUGACUUAGUAGAGAAAUACUGUCAUGAAAGUGGUAAUUGAUAUGAUAAUGAUGAUGAUGAUGAUGAACAAUAUUUGAUAGUUUAUUUCUUGGCUGAAGGAUGAAGAUGCUUCACAACUGUCACAUGUCACAUGUCACAUGGAACAAAAUCUCAGAAAAGUUAGAACUACAAUAGCAGCACUUUUAUUGCUGAUAUCAUCCAGUUUUGAACUUGCUUGACAGCUGUUUACUUUUCUAACUGGACCAAAAUCUAGUUCAUCUAUAGAAGGAAGAAAAAAACAGGAACAGAGUAAGAACCAUGGCAUGACCCUCUUUUGAAUGAUUAAGGUCAUUUAAUUAGUUUUUAAACUUUGCAUGCAUUAAGGCACAUUUGUUAAGGAGACAAUUUUUAUGCUUAAUGGAUUACCUUCUUCAUCACCACUAUCACAAAGCUUUCUCUAUUUGGCUC